UAACGUUUUAAUGGUGGAGAUUCUUGUUUUUUUUGUAAGGAGUCUCUCUCCCAUGUUCCUUUUAUCUAUCUGCGAAGCUCCUUUAAUGGUUGGCGUUACCCAUCUCCCUUUUUUAGAAGUUUGAAGUUAGACUCCAGUUUUGUGACAGUUUCCUAUAAAACUUCUACCAGUCCUUUAAUGGCGGAAACGCAAAUACGCGUCGUAUUUCUUGCGAAGAAAGCUUAAGAAGACUGAGAUUUUGCCAAUGAAUCCUUCCAUUUUCCCUCCGUGAAGCUUUUAAGUGUCCUUUAAUGGUGGUUUGAAAUCGCUGAUGUGAUCUCUGAUGAAGGCAAUUCAGUUGGACUGUAAUUCUGGUUCCAUUUCCUUCCAGUUUCUAUUAUUUCAAAUUCUCUUUCCAGUCCUUUAACGGUGAAAGGCUUGUAUUCCUCUUCUUAAUCAACAUCAAAAAGAUUCAAUCUAGACUGUAGUAGUGUAAUUCCACGCAAUUUCCUGCAAUUUUCCAUGUUUUUUCAAGAUUUUACCGGCCCUCUGAAAGCGAAAAGCGUUUGCGCCUCAUCCCAAUCUUCCUGAAAGAAAACUCCAUCUAUACUUCAGAUUCACCUCCAUUUCCUUCAAUUUUCCAUGUUCUUUGAAGCUUCUCCCUCUCCUUUAAUGGCGGAAACUCUAAAUCCCUUCUACAACCUCCCUUUCUCUGAUCCUUUUCAGCUUCUUCAGAAUCCAUCUCAAAAUCUCACUCCAUUAUACAAUCCAGGGUUUAAUUCGAUCCAGAGCUUUCAAGAAAACGAAUUAAUUCCUCGCAAUUUUAAUGGGUCUAGAAAGAGAGGGAGAGAGGGAGAUCUGGUUCAUGCCUCAAUGGACGGUUGGAUUUGCCCGGGAUUUAGAUCAACGGUGGAAACGUCUAGUGCUUCAUCCUGUACAAGUAAUGUUACUAUCGAUCCCGAAAUUCAUGCUAAAAUUCAAGGGCAACAUCAAGAAAUUGAAAGACUUCUUCUUAUCCAUACGGAGACAAUGAGAUUCAAAUUAGAGCAAAAGAGGAGGAUAUAUUGGCAAAACCUGAUGAUUUUAGCGGAGAGAGCAGUUGCCAAAAUAAUGAAAGGAAAGGAGGAGCAGAUAGAGGAGAUUUCAAGGCGAAAUGCCGAACUGGAGGAGAAAUUAAACAUCCUCCAAAUGGAAGGCCAAAUUUGGCAGAGCCUCGCCAAGAGCAACGAGGCGACGGUGGUGGCGCUGCGCCGUGACCUUGACGAGGCAAUGGCCGGACGGACAGACGACGACGUCGUCGGGGACACAGAAUCCCGGUGUGAAGGCAAUGACGAGGUGGACGGAGAUGGGGGGUUUACCGUUGGGCCGAGGUGUAAGGCGUGCGGGACGAGGGAGAGGAGGGUGGUGGUACUGCCGUGCAGGCAUUUGUGCGUUUGUGAGGGGUGCGAAGUGGGUUUGGAGAGGUGCUUGAUUUGCAUGGGCAAGAAGAGCGCAACCGUACACGUGUACAUGUCGUAGAGUUGGGACGUAGAUCGAUGGCUGUGAUGCCUUUAGUUUUUGUUCUUUUUCUUUAGUACCGGAGAAAUUAAGCGAAGAAAAUGUACAAAUGAUAAUUGAAACUGUAUAAAAUGUUGUACUUUCUCCUCUCUCUUUCUUGUU
Molecule: messenger RNA, 1638 nt
Organism: Amborella trichopoda
Lineage: Eukaryota; Viridiplantae; Streptophyta; Magnoliopsida; Amborellales; Amborellaceae
Product: putative BOI-related E3 ubiquitin-protein ligase 3
Biological process (GO): regulation of programmed cell death
Molecular function (GO): ubiquitin-protein transferase activity
Source: RefSeq, a predicted model, not a curated record